Molecule: messenger RNA, 2296 nt
Organism: Styela clava
Lineage: Eukaryota; Metazoa; Chordata; Ascidiacea; Stolidobranchia; Styelidae
Source: RefSeq, a predicted model, not a curated record
UUGCUAUUCUAAGGAAUUAUAGUUUUAAAAAUACUAUGGGUUCCAGAAUUGUUUCUUUCACCUUUGUGUUGUUAUGUCUGCAAGCAACAUACGGUUUCUAUCUACCUGGACUGGUGCCGCAUAGUUACUGUCCAAAGGAGACAACUGAGUGUAAGAACAAAAUUUACAUGUACGUGAACAGAUUGACGUCAGCAGAAAGUGUUAUACCGUACGACUACAGCUCGUUUGAUUUUUGUGAAGCACCAGAGGGUACUGGGCAAAAAGGCAUCUCAGAGAAUCUGGGACAAGUCCUUUUCGGUGAGAGGAUUCACACCUCACCAUACCAGUUCAGUUUUGAUAAGAAUGAAACUUGUGUGAAAGUUUGCACAAAAUCUUACAAAAUGAGUAACACUGAAGACAAGAAGAAGGUGGAAUUCCUGAAAUAUGGAAUGCUAUUCAGCUAUGAGAACCAUUGGAUUGUGGACAACAUGCCAGUAGCCUGGUGCUACAAGACAAGUGUAGGACAGCAAUACUGCAGCACAGGAUUCCCGAUUGGAUGUUUUGUGGACAAGCAAGGCCGCCAGAAAGAUGCUUGCCAGAUGGACCCUAAAACUUUCAUCGAUCCGCAGACGUUCUAUGUAUUCAACCAUGUUGACAUAAAGAUCAGAUAUCACAGCGGGAAAGCAAAGGACUGGGUCGGGGCCAGACUGGUUCGAGUGACCGUGGAUCCUAGAAGUUACAAAGACGAUAAAUGCUCUGGUGCACCUUUAGGAAUUCUGAAGGAUAAUAAAGAUGAUGUGACGAUUCCUUACACUUACAGCGUAUAUUUUAUUCCAGAUGAUAAAAUUGAAUGGGCGUCAAGAUGGGAUUAUGUGUUGGACAGUUUACCAAAUACAAAUAUUCAAUGGUUCUCUAUCAUGAAUUCCUUGGUUAUCGUGUUGUUUUUGUCCGGUAUGGUCGCAAUGAUUAUGAUUCGAUCGCUUCAUAAAGAUAUCGCGAGAUACAACCAAACAGAAUCUCAGGAUGAAGCCCAAGAGGAAUUUGGUUGGAAACUUGUUCACGGCGACGUCUUCCGAUCUCCGAAGAAACCAAUGUUAUUGGCUGUUCUUAAUGGAGUUGGGAUACAGAUUUACGUGAUGGUGUUUGUAACCUUGAUAUUCGCUUGUUUGGGAUUCCUAUCUCCGGCAAAUCGUGGGGCACUCGGUACGACAUCCGUUGUAUUGUUUGUUUGCCUUGGAAUUCUGUCAGGUUACGCUUCAGCAAGAUUUUAUAAAACAUUUGGAGGCGAGCGAUGGAAAACCAAUGUCAUGAUGACGUCCUUCUUAGUCUCUGGAACAAUUUUUCUCGUCUUUUUCUUCAUGAAUCUGAUUCUAUGGGGAGCUGGAAGUUCAGCAGCAAUCCCAUUCUUUACUCUCGUAGCCGUACUUGCUCUGUGGUUUGGAAUCUCUGUUCCUCUGACAUUCAUUGGAGCAUACUUUGGAUAUAAGAAAAGGCCAAUUGAGCAUCCAGUCCGCACCAAUCAAAUCCCGAGACAGAUCCCCCCUCAGCUGAUCUACACGCAACCACUAUCUUGUAUCGUGAUGGGUGGAAUCCUUCCGUUCGGUUGCAUCUUCAUCCAACUAUUUUUCAUCCUUCAUUCCAUCUGGUCACAUCAGCUUUACUACAUGUUUGGCUUCCUAUUCCUUGUUGCCAUAAUCCUGGUCAUCACCUGUAGUGAGACAGCUGUACUGUUGUGCUAUUUCCAUUUGGCUUCUGAGGAUUAUCGUUGGUGGUGGCGUUCGUUCCUGACGUCAGGAUUUACAGCAGUUUAUUUCUUCUUGUAUGCAAUGCAUUUCUACGUUACUAAGUUAGCGAUCGAAGGAGUCACGUCAGCUAUUCUUUAUUUCGGCUACACAUUGAUUAUGACGAUCAUGAUUUUCCUUUUCUGCGGUACCAUCGGAUUCAUAGCUUGCUUCUGGUUUGUGAGUAAGAUUUACAGCGUCGUCAAAGUUGACUGAUAAUUUUCAACAGGGGAGGACUAAAAAAAUGUGACUUUUCAAACACCGACAAAAACAAAGAAAAUAGCUAUAUAUAUAAUACAGACACACUGGAAAAACACUUUUACUAUUGAAGGGGCAUUCCCAUAUUGUGAUGCUUUUAUUUUUGCUUUGUAGUUUUUUAUUGGUGCCACAAGAAUCAAAGUUAUGAGGGGGGAGGGGGGGAAACUGUUUUAAAAUUGUUGUACUUAGUCCAAUUGUGAUUUUUUUUUUAUGGGAAAUCAAUUUAUGCCUUAGUCUGAAGAAUAUACAGUGUGGUCGCUAGAAAAACAGAAAAUUUG